Cygnus atratus (black swan) is the source of this 975-nucleotide messenger RNA. RefSeq names its product iron-sulfur cluster assembly enzyme (gene ISCU). NCBI's taxonomy places the organism in Eukaryota, Metazoa, Chordata, Aves, Anseriformes, Anatidae. The transcript is spliced from 5 exons. Gene Ontology annotation, biological process: intracellular iron ion homeostasis; iron-sulfur cluster assembly. The record is from RefSeq and is a predicted model, not a curated record. Gene Ontology annotation, molecular function: ferrous iron binding; 2 iron, 2 sulfur cluster binding. Gene Ontology annotation, cellular component: cytoplasm; mitochondrial matrix. Bases 42 to 521 code for a protein of 159 amino acids.
GUCCUGCGAGGCGGGCUGGGCCCGGCGCCGCCAGACGCAAGAUGGCGGCGCUGGGGAGGGCGGGGGCGGCGCUGCUGCGGACUGGGCGCGGGGCGGCGGGGCCGGCGCUGGGCUACCACAAAAACGUGGUGGACCACUACGAGAAUCCCCGCAACGUCGGCUCCCUCGACCGCAACUCCAAGAACGUGGGCACCGGCCUGGUGGGCGCCCCGGCCUGCGGCGACGUCAUGAAGCUGCAGGUCGAAGUGGACGAGAACGGCAGGAUUGUCGAAGCCCGCUUCAAGACUUUCGGCUGCGGAUCAGCGAUUGCUUCCAGUUCGCUGGCAACGGAGUGGGUUAAAGGGAAGACGGUUGACGAAGCAUUAAAAAUCAAGAACACGGAUAUUGCGAAAGAACUUUGCCUUCCUCCGGUCAAACUGCACUGCUCGAUGCUGGCUGAGGAUGCAAUCAAGGCUGCCUUGGCCGACUACAAGUUGAAGCAGCACCCAAAGAAAGAAGAGUCAGAGCAGAAAGCCAACUGAUUCCUGCAGGGACUGCGGAGGUUGUCCUCGUUCCAGUUAAACUUGCAGUGCAAUUACUCUAGCUAUUAGUAGAAUCCCGCGCACUACUAACGAAGCUGUAAGAUACGCACAACUCUACGCACAGCCCGUCACUGUUCUUGUGUGUACAGCCUCUCGUAGUGCUGGAAGGACUGGAGUUGGGUAUUUCAGCAGCCUGUGUCCUGUCCUAACUGGUCUGAAGUGUUACGAGGGAAGGACUCUUCAGCUGCGGGGAGCUCCGCUGGCUUCUCCGAGAAGAGCAAAUCCUGCUGUUGAGGACUGGAAGGGCUGCACUUUGGGGGAAGGUGGAUAGUUUUGCCUAAUGUUUUUCAGAGUUUAGUGGGAAACGUUGCCUCGGUCUUCAUGUUUCUGUAAGAACCGCAGCAGGGUUUGCGUAUCGGUGCAGUAUACAAAUUUUGGGUGGUUUGUCUGCGGA